AUGGUCAGCCUAAGAAUAUACACGAGAACGAAAAUCAUUCGAACGUUCGGCAUUGAUGAUUAUCUCGCCGUUGCUUCUCUUUUGGCUACAGUGGCCUGCGGUACUGCCAUCGCAGAUAUGACGACACAUGGUCUUGGAAGACAUAUCGUAACCCUAAGCCCGAAAGACAUUACGGAGUAUAUGAGACUGUUCUACACAUCGAUAGUCUGUUACAACAUCGCCAUACUCUGCAUCAAAUUAUCAUUCCUCUGCCAAUACUAUCGAGUCAUGGUUGUCCCUAGACUCCGCAAGAUCUACGCAGUUGCCUUGCUCAUCGUGGGUGCCUGGUCAACCUCCCAACUAUUCAUAUCGGCACUCCAGUGUUUGCCAGUUUCCGGGUUCUGGGACAAGUCAGUGAAAGCAAAGUGCAUUCCGAACCAGCCGCAGUGGUACGUCAACGCCGCGGGCAACAUCAUCACUGACGUCGCCGUUUUUGCCUUGCCGAUGCCUGUUUUUUGGCACCUCAGACUGCCUCGAAAGCAAAAGAUUCUUCUCAUGGGAAUAUUCAGCCUGGGGUUCUUUACUGUUGCCAUCAGCAUUAUAAGGGUCCAGUUCUUGGACAUAGAGACCGACUUCACCUGGACAAAUGUUAAAGCCUCGCUCUGGUCCCUUGGUGAGAUCUCGUCAGCCAUAACAUGCGCAAGUCUCCCGACUCUUCGCCCACUUCUGACCAAGUUAUUUCCGGAGCUGAUGAGCAGGGUGAACAUCUCAUCUGUACCCAGCCAGCAGACGGAAACAGGACAUACUCGGCCGACGCGGGCGUACUCAGGUCUCCCGAAGCCACGAGAUAUGGAGAGGGGCAUCGCCGACUCGGCAGGUUCUAGCGCGAGGUCGAGCCAUAUCAGGGACGACAGAUUGGCCACCUACGGACUGCCGUACAAUCUCCAUACAAACGAGUCGAACGAGACCGUCUUCGGUCUGGCCAGUGUGCUCGAGGAUUAUAAGACCUCUGUUAAGCCAAGCACUGCCGCCCCGGGUGGGCGACCAGUAGUAUGCAACACUUCCAGCAAUAAACAGUCGCACCACGUCCGGAGAGAUGGAAAUGGAUUUUGA
Molecule: messenger RNA, 1092 nt
Organism: Colletotrichum graminicola M1.001
Lineage: Eukaryota; Fungi; Ascomycota; Sordariomycetes; Glomerellales; Glomerellaceae
Exons: 4
Coding region: 1-1092 (363 amino acids)
Source: RefSeq, a predicted model, not a curated record